AUGAACGGGACUGUAGUGCAACCCGAGAUCCUCUUGAAGGAUCGUGCGACGCAUCCCCUUUAUGGGUAUUUCCCGAAUCUUGCAGCGGCGAUUGUCUUUAUCGUGCUGUUCGCAGUGACCUCGGUUGCGCACUUUGCCCAGGUGCUCAUCCACCGCCAGUGGUGGAUGAUCAUUAUGGUCAUUGGCACGCUCGCUGAGAUGUGCGGUUAUAUCAUGCGCGUCCUCGGCCACAACGAUCCUUACGUGCGUGACCCCUACGUGGCGAUGGAGUGCUUGUUGAUCAUCACGCCUUGUUUAUUUGCCGCAGUUCACUUUACGUCGAUUGGACGCGUCGCGACCUUGUUCCCACGCAAGUACUCGGUCGUGCGCCCUAUCCUCGUGAUGCCCAUCUUUGUUACGAUCGACGUCGCGUCGCUCGUGAUUCAGGGUAUUGGAGCGGGCAUGGCCGGUACAUCGGACUCUGCCUCGGAUUCGCACAAGGGUUCGAUGAUUGUGGUCGGCGGUGUCGCUGUCCAACUCGCAGGAUACCUCUUGUUCAACAUGGUUUUUCUUUCGUUUUGGCUCAAGGCGCGCAAGGACAACCCCCCGCUGCUGCGCAGGAUGUACACCUUCCUCGUUGCUGUUUUCCUUUCAAGCUUGUUUAUCGUCCUCCGUUCGAUCUAUCGUGUGAUUGAGAUGGCUGUGGGGUGGACGGGUGUCAUCAACCAAACCGAGUGGGCUUUGUACGUCUUUGACAGCACUUUUGUCUUUAUUGCUUGUGCUAUCCUCAACGCUGUGCACCCGGCCAUGUACCUGCCCCGCAACUUUAAGUGGACGUACGACCCUGAACGCGAUGGUCCUAUGACGGAGGAGGUGAUGCGCCGGACGGCGGUGACACUGGUGCUGGUGUUGGUACUGGUGCUGGUGAGGCCGGUGCUGCUGGUGCUGCUGGUGCUGCUGGUGCUGCUGGUGCUGCUGGUGCUGCUGGUGCUGCUGGUGCUGCUGGUGCUGCUGGUGGUGCUGGUGGUGCUGAUGCCACUGAUGCAGCCGGUGCCACUGAUGCAGCCGGUCCUGGUGCCGGCGCCGCUAGCGAUUCUGCCGGCGCUGCUGGCUGGCGCGGAUGCGUCUCUCCCUGUCGGUGCCGAUUCUGCCACCGGUGCUGCCGACACCGCGACAGGUGCCGCUGCCCACCCUACUGAUGCUGUGCCGAGCGGCACUGAUACCGCUGUUGAUGCUACUAAUGCGGCUGGCCAACCCAACCUGGACACCAGCAACGCAGCGGCGACGGCUGCCACGGGUGCGACGACCGGCGUGGACGCGUCCGUCCCCGGUGCUCCGGACGCGACCGGCGCCACGGGUCUGCCUACGCACACCGCCGAGGCCACCGAGGCGCCCGCGCCUGUACAGGAUGCGCAUAUCGCUGGUGUUCCGAGCGCCGAGGCGCAUGCCGCCCAAGAGGUGCCCGCUGCCGCAUCGCACACUGGCGCGGCCCCUGCGCUGCUGAACGAAACAUAUGGUCUGGCCCCUGUUCUCCCGGGCUCUGGUAAUGAAGGCGCGCCUGCCGCCUAG
This is a messenger RNA of Malassezia japonica, 1548 nucleotides long. RefSeq lists its product as uncharacterized. Gene Ontology annotation, cellular component: membrane. The record is from RefSeq and is a predicted model, not a curated record. Lineage: Eukaryota; Fungi; Basidiomycota; Malasseziomycetes; Malasseziales; Malasseziaceae. The transcript is spliced from 6 exons. The coding region runs from base 1 to 1548 and encodes 515 amino acids.